Molecule: messenger RNA, 2450 nt
Organism: Sycon ciliatum
Lineage: Eukaryota; Metazoa; Porifera; Calcarea; Leucosolenida; Sycettidae
Product: DDB1- and CUL4-associated factor 7-like
Exons: 10
Coding region: 271-1293 (340 amino acids)
Cellular component (GO): nucleus
Molecular function (GO): protein binding
Source: RefSeq, a predicted model, not a curated record
GUGACGCUUAGGCAUAGCAGAUCUGAUGUGCUGGUCGAAGGCGACGAGGAUGAAGAAAGCAGUGGUCUCUCUCUCUCUCUCGACUCAAGAUCCCUACAGGCUACAGGCUACAUGGUCGUCUAUCAAACUGAAGUGGGUGCUAUGUUCAAGUCCUGUUGACCGUUACCUCUAUCCAUAUCUGGUAUCAAAACGCUUGGCCACUGACUCCUGAUACUAGUUGAUCGCUUUAUCUGUCUGAGUGGGCCUGGGUGGCUCCACUAGAGUAUCGCCAUGUCGCGGAAAAAGGAGAUCCUGAGGUACGAGGCACCAUGGCCGCUGUAUGCUAUGAACUGGAGUGUGCGAAGCAACCACAACUUGCGGCUUGCUGCAGCUAGCUACAUGAAUCACAACAAAAACAAGAUUCAAGUGCUGACUGUGAAUGAUGCGGAUGGCGAAAUUGCUUGUACGCAUAUGGCCGAUGUUGACUACCCUGUCAACAAGAUGAUGUGGAUACCAGACACACACAAUAUGUAUCCAGACUUGACGGCGACGUGUAGUGAUUACGUUCGCCUGUUCAAGCUCAAAGAUGAUGGUACUAUGCAAAUGGAAUGUCUCUUGGACAAUUACAAAAGUCCUGGGUACACUCAACCGCUAACAUCAUUCGACUGGAACGGUGCCGAUCCUAACAUCAUCGGUACAGCAAGCAUAGAUACUUCCUGCACUGUGUGGUCAUUGGAGACGGGCCGCGUGAUUGGCAAGACGUCCUCCAUCACUGGGCAUGUUAAGACGCAGCUGAUAGCGCACGAAAAAGAGGUGUGUGACAUUUCGUUCAAUAAGUCUCCAAGCGGGUACAGCAAGUUCAUAUUUGCAUCCGUCGGCUUUGACGGCUCGGUGCGUGUGUUCGACCUAAGACAUUUAGAACACUCUGUUAUCACGUACGAAGACCCAAAGAAGGCACCCUUGAUGCGCGUGGGCUGGAACCGUGUCGAUCCGAACCUUCUUGCUACAUUUGCGCUGCAUACAAAUGAGGUCGUCGUUCUUGACAUCAGGAUGCCAUGUAUUCCUUACGCUCGGCUCAGUAGCCACCGAGAUGUUGUAUCCGGUUUGUCAUGGUCGCCUCUAUCAGCAAGGACAAUGGUUACUAGCAGUAUGGACAACCAGGCGCUGAUUUGGGAUGUGACCAACAUGCCAAUAGAAGAGCCACAGCUUGCAUACUGUGCUGAUGGUCAAAUUAGCAACGUCCAGUGGAGCAGCACGUGGAGUGAUUGGAUUGCUAUCGCAUUCAACAAUUGUAUAGAAAUGCUGCGUGUCUAGCUAAGUACUGCGGUAAGGCAGACAGAACAUGCCCAGUACCCACUAGGUAUUAGUAACCACCCCCCCCCCCCCCCUUUCUAUCAUCCACCCUCACAUCUUGAGAUUACCAACCUAGCUCUAGCUGCUGCCCCGAAUCACGUCCUAAACUUCCGGGCCAUUAGCUUUGUUUAGUCUGGCUUUUGGCUUUUUUGUGUUUUUGCUGAACUGCAUGUACGUAUUCUGCUGUUGCCUGUGCUGCGUGCUUCGCGCUUGAGAUGGGCAACCCGCCAUGUGCCCAUGUGGGUGUGCAUGUAUAUGACUGUGUGUGUGUGUGUGUGUGUGUGUGUGUGUGUGUGUGUGUGUGUGUAUGUGUAUGUGUGUGUGUGUGUAUGUGUGUUCCCGUGUGUCCUCUGCUUGGGAGUUGUUUGUUUUUAACUUUUUAUCGAUUGUUGGCGGGUCGGCCUGGAAAUUGUCACAGGCGCAGUCAUGAUUUUACCAUUCAUCCAGUUCAUACCUAUUCCCUUUACAUUGCACUAUGGCUCGUUCUCGAGUGCUCUAACUCUGGCUCCACCGUGAUAGUGGGUGGCGGCAAGAGAUUGAUUUAUUUAGAACUAGUCAGGACCACUACUACCUGCUGGGCUGAUAUCUUGCUCAGCUUGGUCUUGCCCUGCUUCCACUGCCUACAUUGCCCUCUCUCUCUCUCUCCCCUCCUCCCAUCUCUCCCCCUCCUCUCUCCCUCCCCUCUCACACUCACUCACUAACCACCCCCCCCCCCCCUCUCAGUAUUGUUUCUCUCUGUAUGACGUAACCCGAAUCGACCACCCUGACCUAGCUCACGCCUAUUAAAACAUCUCACGAUGCCGAUGGCGCUCUCUGUAUAACCAGAAUAUGCCAUUUACGAGUAAUGUGUUGUGCUCUGAAUGUCUUGAUGGACCUAUGUAUUAGCAUUCCCGCACUGUUUUUGUUUGCACUGAUCAUUGCGUGGUUGACUUUGCACCGUCAUCCUUGCGCAAUGUCGUGUCUUUCCUUUUAUCGAUCAGUGUCUUUCUUGGACAAGCUGGUAAAAUGGCUUGAUUUUGAUUUCAUCUUGAUAUCUGCUACAUUCCAUCCGGCUGUCUUUAUUUUGUCCACACUAUGUUAUCAUCCAAGUGUGCCUGACGAUUGCUUCGUACCACUAG